AUGCGAGAAUUACUCAAUGAUGGCUUUCUGCUAGAGACGUUGGGAGAGGCUCAAGCAAUUGCGAAAAAUAUAGAGGCACUGUUAAACGAUCCUGUGAUAAGUGACAUUAAUUUCUACGCAGUAGGUAGUGGGUUAGAUCCAUACGAUGCGACAAUUCUCAAUAUUCAACGUGAUUACGAUUUGUAUUAUGACGAAUUGAAGGACCUGGUAAAUGCGUGGGAUAUAUACUAG
Molecule: messenger RNA, 231 nt
Organism: Babesia bigemina
Lineage: Eukaryota; Apicomplexa; Aconoidasida; Piroplasmida; Babesiidae
Exons: 1
Coding region: 1-231 (76 amino acids)
Source: RefSeq, a predicted model, not a curated record